This is a messenger RNA of Pollicipes pollicipes, 1044 nucleotides long. RefSeq names its product tRNA (uracil(54)-C(5))-methyltransferase homolog. NCBI's taxonomy places the organism in Eukaryota, Metazoa, Arthropoda, Thecostraca, Pollicipedomorpha, Pollicipedidae. Gene Ontology annotation, molecular function: RNA binding; RNA methyltransferase activity. The record is from RefSeq and is a predicted model, not a curated record. Gene Ontology annotation, biological process: RNA processing. The transcript is spliced from 8 exons. Bases 1 to 1011 code for a protein of 336 amino acids.
AUGGAAGAGGGCAUCGGUGCGGCGGCGCGCUUCUGGGGCGUGGCGCCGCACGAGGCGCACGAGCGCGCUGCCGAUACGCCGCAAGUAGACGGGUACAGAAACAAGGAAGAGUACAAAAUUGGCGAGGGCGUGGACGGCGACCCGAAGACGGUGGGAUUCAUAUUCUCCAGCCCGGCGCACGGGCCGGCCCUCUGCCUCCCCGGGGACCGGCUCAAGAACUGCAAACCGCAGCACGCCCGGCUCGCGCUGCCGUCGAGGCAGAGCGCCAGAGGCUGCGCGAGUAUUUCUCCAAGCGGGCUGGGCGCCGCCUGCGGUCUCCAUUCGCUGCUUUUCCAGGAGUGCCCUCACGCACGGUGUUCGGCGGAGCAGGCUCCGUACCAGUCGCUGUUCGGACCGGGCGUGCUCGAGGACCGGCUCGGCCCCGUACGCUUCCUUGUGUCGCCCGAUUCGUUCUUCCAAGUGAACUGCGCGGCGGCCGAGGUGCUGUACGGCGUGGUGCGGCGGCAGGCGCGCCUCACCCCCGCCUCCGUGCUGCUUGACCUCUGCUCCGGCACAGGUCCGGUCAGUCUGCUGAUGGCGCGCCACUGUCGCACCUGCGUCGGAAUCGAGGCCUCGCGCAGUGCCGUGCGCGACGCCAAUGAGAAUGCCGCGAUGAACAACAUACAGAACGUCGAGUUCAUCGCGGGGCGGAUAGAGAAGGAGUUGUCACCGGUCGUAGCGGAUCUCGAUCUCUGCUCCGACAUGGUGGCUGUCGUCAACCCGGGCCGAGACGGAGUAGCGCCACCGGUGGUGGAGCAGCUGCGGGCCGCGGCGCCGCUGCGGCGGCUCAUCUACAUUCGCCUGCAAGCCGGACCACCCGCGCACGGCGGCCAACUUGGCAGCGCUCUGUCGGCAGGAUGGACGGGCGCCGCCUUUCCGGUUGACACGCGCCGCGCCCGUCGAUCUGUUCCCGCACACGGACCAUCUGGAGCUGGUGCUGACCUUCGAGAGGUAGUGUCGGUGCUAACGUGACUGGUAGCGUCGCUGUCACGGCCGGCGGACGUG